AAUUGUUAAAAUAUAGAAAAAACUUUUUAUUAAACACUGCGAAGCUGUGUAUUUAUAUUUAUACCGCCGUUCGUAACUGGUUGGCGCGUUUAGUGUUGUAUAAUACAUUUGAAAUAUUAACGAAUAGUUGUUGGUACAGCCAAGGCUGAGCGUCAGUGAUCUUCAGCGCAAUUUUUUUUUCUUAUUCAGUAUCAAUUUAAUUUUGCGCUCUCAUUUUGUGCUGCACACGAACGGAUUUAGUGAACAUAACUUUUUAGCAGUGUAAUUAUGGACAAUUCACGCCGUUCGCUUGCACCCGGCGAGGACAGCAUUAGCAUGUAUUUGUCCUUUGACGCCGAAGCCGACGACACGCUGGCCAGCAAAUGGCAAUCGGUGAUGGCUACCCAAACUACUCAAUAUUUGGAGAUGCACAGCAUGGAGCUGGACCUAAAACAUGAUGACACCCUAGAGGAAAAGAAAAAAGAUGUGAAAAACGUACUCCAGGCUCUAAUUAAGAAUGACAUUUCGAAAGACCAAGUCUCACCCUUGCGCCCCUUUGACAAGAGUAUUUUGAACAAGCACAACGCCCUGUGCUCGACACCAACAAAAAAUAUAACAUUAUCUGACGUGCGUCAGGAUGUGACUGCUACAGACGCUGAUAAUAAGGAGAACACGCAGCCAGAUGAAGAGAAUUCCACGUUAUCGUCCACCAUAGACGCCACUGCCUCGACCGUGAAGACAAAUACAAUUUUUAAUGCUACGCUUGAGGACAAUUCAGUAAAGGAAAAUAACAAGACUAAUAUUUAUCCUUUAAGCGCCAACGUUGUGCUUGAAAAUAUUACGGAAGUAUCGACAGAGGAGCCGUCACUGUCACUGAAUGGGCCAUCUCCAUUGGCAGCAGUUGCCCAAGACAGAAAGGAUACAGAAAUUGUGGUCUCUGAGAUGGUUAAUGAAGUGUCCGAGCUGAUUGCUAAGGCUCUUAAACUAACCGACGGCUCAACAAAACCCGAAAACCAAACAAAACUGCCGACACUUGCCUUGCCACGGCCGCGUCGCUCGUAUCUGCCCACAGCUAAUGGGACAACAUUUAAGCAACGCAUGUCGAUUGUUGUCAAGACCACAUUGAACAGCCCAGCACGCAAACUGGCUACAGGUAAUCCGAUUGCGCGCCGCAGCUGCCUGCCCGCAGCCAAAACUAGCCUUAUGGGAAACACUGGAUACCGCAAGUCCAUGCUGCCACGAUCCGCUGAGAGCGCCACUAGCAAGGCAAGCACUUCGCAGACCGCAAGAGCAGCUGGAGAAUUAGCUGCUGAAAAAGUCCGUCCCAUUAUACAUAAGUUUAAAUGCCAACUAUGCAGUGCCAGCUUUCGAGAGAAGAACUUGCUCGAUACCCACAUGGACUCGCACUGGAAAUGUAGGCCAGCAAUUAGAAAUAAGAAUUCGUUUUUCUGUAAAUAUUGUGACAAGAAAUUUGUGCUCGAACGCGCGCUGCACAUUCACCUAAUGCAGAACUGUGACAAAAUACCGCCAGGCGAGAAGCGUAAGCUUCAAUUUACAGAGCUGAAUCAUGAAAAGAAAGCAAAGCUACCAAAAUUGACGUGCACCUCGCCAGCUGUGAGCAGUGAGAGCUUGAAGCCACGUGAGAGCACGAUGCCAGAGAUGGAGAAAGAGCAGCCCAUUGCCACCAGCGGAGGUACAAAAAGUGUUGAAAUGGCGCCGCCAUCGGUAAAGAAGAUUCCCAAGAAGGUUGCCCAUGCAGGCGUCUAUCGGACACCCACUAAAUCUGUGCCUUGCCACACCUGUAAGCAGUCCUUUAAGAGCAUUCUUGACUAUACUAACCACUGCCUGACAGUGCACUCGAAAAACAAGAAGCUGAACACAGCAAAUGCACCGAGUGCUCGAUAUGAAGAUUAAAUCAAAUACCUUAGUUUAGGUUGUGUUUACUUUAAUGCUAAUACGGUUAAUAUGAAAUAUACGAUUAAACUG
Messenger RNA from Drosophila novamexicana, 1965 nucleotides. RefSeq lists its product as uncharacterized. The record is from RefSeq and is a predicted model, not a curated record. Bases 268 to 1893 code for a protein of 541 amino acids. The transcript is spliced from 3 exons. NCBI's taxonomy places the organism in Eukaryota, Metazoa, Arthropoda, Insecta, Diptera, Drosophilidae.